GCAGGUGUCCACAUACUUGUGGUCAUGUAGUGUAUUUAAUCAUGGCUGCAGCUGAAUGAAUGUACGAGUGUUCAGAAACAUCUAACGAAAUUAAUUAGGCUACAAUAUGUUGAAAUAUUAAGAGGUAAAGAAAAUAACGCUAUCCGUGCACUGUUAUCCAUUGACGUUUGCAGAUAUUUUUCGAAUCAGCAAGAUUAGGACACCAGGAAAUAAAAUAUCACAUUACGAGAUUCGCUUAUGCAAAGUCUGUUCUUUGCCYGCGUGGUCAGACAUCGGUCUGUCCCCACCGCGAGAACAAAAAAGAUGGCUAAUACUGUGGAUGAGGACGAGCAACAACCAUCUGCUGCUGAAUGUAAGAUCAUCAGAGUUACUGUGAAAACACCAAAGGAAAAAGAGGACAUCGCCAUUCCAGAGAACAGCUCCAUCAAACAGUUUAAGGAGCAGAUAGCCCAGCGGUUCCAGGCACAAACAGAGCASCUGGUGCUCAUCUUCGCUGGGAAGAUCCUCAAAGAUGCAGAUCUGCUGAGUCACCAAGGAAUCCACAACGGACUGACCGUCCACCUGGUCAUCAAGACCCAGAGCAGGCCUCCGGAGUUGUGUGCCUCUCCUUCCAACAGCACUGCCUCAGAACAGGCCCAACCAGAAGGCCCUACCUCUGUCCCUGGAYCCCCUCCUGUAGAACCUACCUCUGUCCCUCGACCCUCUCCUGUUUCUUCAGCCACCCCUACCCUCAGCCUUGGUCUAGGCAGUCCAGGGACAGCUGCUGCGGGUCCUGGUCUCGCUGAGCUGCAGAGGCAGCUGAUGUCCAACCCUGAGCUGCUGGCCCAUAUUAUGGACAGUCCCUUGGUCCAGGGCAUGCUGUCCAACCCAGACAUGAUGAGACAGCUCAUCAUGGCCAACCCCCAGAUGCAGCAGCUGCUGCAGCACAACCCCAACAUCACCCACCUGUUCAACAACCCUGACGUCAUGAGACAGACCCUGGAGAUAGCACGGAACCCGACCAUGAUGCAGGAGAUGUUGCGCAACCAGGACAGGGCACUAAGCAACAAUGCCCUCCGCAGGAUGUACACUGAUGCUCAUGCUCAGGGACCCGUGCUGAAUGCUGCUGCUCAGGAACAGAUUGCAGGAAACCCUUUUGCUUCUCUGAUGACCUCAUCAUCAGGGGAAACCCAGUCACCCCAGGUGGAAAAUGGAGACCCCCUCACCAACCCCUGGGUUCCCCCUGCUUCCACAGACACCCCUACAGGCACCGCCACACUCACCACUACCCCCACCCAGUCCAGCAAUGGCCCUCAGACCACCCUGCACAACCUAGGUCCUGCCAUGGGAGGUAGAACAUCUAACAGUGCAGGUAUGUUCAAUAGUCCGGGCAUGCAGAGUCUUCUGCAGCAGAUCACGGAGAACCCCACGCUGAUGCACAACAUGCUGUCAGCCCCCUACAUGAGGAGCCUACUCAACAGCCUGAGCCAGAACCCUGACCUAGCAGCACAGAUGAUGCUGAACAACCCACUGUUUUCUGGGAACCCUCAACUGCAGCAGCAAAUGAGACAACAACUCCCAAUGUUCCUCCAACAGAUGCAGAACCCUGAGAUGCUGUCGGCCAUGUCCAACCCCAGGGCCAUGCAGGCACUGCUGCAGAUCCAACAGGGACUGCAGACCCUUGCCACCGAGGCACCUGGAUUCAUACCAGGGGUUGRACUGGGAGGCGCCGGCUCAGAUCUUAACCCUGCCCCUGGAUUGUCAUCAGACCCCGCCCCUAGUGACCUCAGCUGUGGGUCCCAGGUAGUCACGGAAACGGGUCAGCGGCAACAACAACAGUUUGUGCGUCAGAUGCUAGACGCUCUCGCUAGCACCAAUCAGCAGGCUCAGACUGAAGAGCUGCCUUUCCAGCAGCAGGUGGAGCAGCUGACGACCAUGGGCUUCCUCAACCCAGAGGCCAACCUGCAGGCCCUCAUCGCUACCGGGGGAGACGUCAACGCUGCCGUAGAACGACUGCUGGACUCGCCACCCUUGUAAUACACACACACUUCACACGUGCACAUACAAUUAACAAAUUCACGUGCACACUCACUUGUACAAUCAUGCAGUUGUACGAUCAGAUGCUUGCACAUUCUUCACUCACAGAGAACUAGUGAAACAUGCACUCCUGAAUGCCAUUUAUAUUGUAUAUGUAAGCUGCUGAACUGUGAAGUGCAGGCCUGUCUGUGCUGUAUGUUCUGAAUGGCCUUAGUUGGUUCAGGCUCUAAUCUGGAUCAUGCUGGCUUCUGCCACAUUCCUUUAUGCACUAAGAGAGUCCCAUCCUAAGAGAGUCCCAUCCUAAGAGAGUCCCAUCCUAAGAGAGUCCCAUCCUAAGAGUCCUAUCCAAGGCUCUAAGAGUGAAUAUGCUGCUAGUCUCGCAUCAAGAUGUAUUUCCCUGCUGCUACCAAGGCCUUAAACCCAAAUCAGGAUGCUAAUAUAACCCAAGGGUUCCCUACUGGUGACCCUUGAGAGCAUGUGUAUAGCAGUCUUAGUUGUGUGUGUAAUGUGAACAGACUGCAUUCAUAAUGCACUAAAUGCUAUGUGUUCUUUUUGCCACUUCAUUAUGGUAUAGACUAGGGGAGGGCAGUUUUACCAACUUCAUUAUGGUAUAGACUUAGGGAGGCCAGUUUUACCACUUCAUUAUGGUAUAGACUAGGGGAGGGUAGUUUUACCACUUCAUUAUGGUAUAGACUAGGGGAGGGCGUAGUUUACCACUUCAUUAUGGUAUAGACUAGGGAGGCCAGUUUUACCACUUCAUUAUGGUAUAGACUAGGGGAGGGCAGUUUUUCCACUUCAUUAUGGUAUAGACUAGGGGAGGCCAGUUUUACCACUUCAUUAUGGUAUUAGACUAGGGAGGCCAGUUUUACCACUUCAUUAUGGUAUAGACUAGGGGAGGGCAG
Salvelinus sp. IW2-2015 is the source of this 2918-nucleotide messenger RNA. Its product is annotated as ubiquilin-1-like. Gene Ontology annotation, molecular function: polyubiquitin modification-dependent protein binding. Gene Ontology annotation, biological process: ubiquitin-dependent protein catabolic process. Gene Ontology annotation, cellular component: cytosol. Lineage: Eukaryota; Metazoa; Chordata; Actinopteri; Salmoniformes; Salmonidae. The record is from RefSeq and is a predicted model, not a curated record.